AUGGACAAUGCCCACUCGUACCUCGAGUCACUGCUGAAUAAGACUCUGCGGCUUCACACCUCAGACACUCGUCUGUUCGUGGGCAUCUUCAAAUGCACCGACAAUGAUCGGAAUAUCAUUCUCGCAAACACCUACGAAUAUCGCUACCCAACGCCCGCUGCUUUGAACGAAGCGAUCCGCCAGCAGGGCCAGGGGGAGUCGGAAGUGGUCACGGCCGACAUGACAACCCGCUUCAUCGGACUCGUGGUGGUUCCUGGGCGGCACAUCACGAAAAUCGAGCUGGACGAGCCCUCCAGAUAA
Messenger RNA from Uncinocarpus reesii 1704, 300 nucleotides. RefSeq lists its product as uncharacterized. The transcript is spliced from 2 exons. Gene Ontology annotation, cellular component: NatC complex. The coding region runs from base 1 to 300 and encodes 99 amino acids. The record is from RefSeq and is a predicted model, not a curated record. NCBI's taxonomy places the organism in Eukaryota, Fungi, Ascomycota, Eurotiomycetes, Onygenales, Onygenaceae.